Molecule: messenger RNA, 1441 nt
Organism: Daldinia loculata
Lineage: Eukaryota; Fungi; Ascomycota; Sordariomycetes; Xylariales; Hypoxylaceae
Product: RTA1 like protein-domain-containing protein
Exons: 5
Coding region: 279-1322 (347 amino acids)
Cellular component (GO): membrane
Source: RefSeq, a predicted model, not a curated record
AGGAUAUGCUUAUUCUUCCUCGACUUGACUUCAAUGAAAAAUGAAAUACACUAGAGCUGAGAUUCCGCCUAUGUAGGCACUAAUGAAGGAGACUAAUACAAUUUCAUACAAGCAUAUAGGCCACUCUUCGUGGCGCGGCGUUGCAUUACUUUUACGCCGUAUUCCUAUAAGCAAUGCGAUUGGUCGAUUGUCGUCUAUGAGGCUAGGAUUGCUUCACAUUCAAGAAAUACAAAGCAGGUACUUAUCUUUCCCUAAACGAGGACGUGCUGCUAGUAAUCAUGGAGGACGGGAAAAAGGUCGACGGCAGCUUCUAUAUAUACGCUCCAAACAAGGGAGCGCCGGUGUUCUUCGCAGUCGCCUUUCUAGCUACCGGCGGUGUUCACCUUUGGCAAGCAAUUCAUUAUAAGAGCUGGAAGCUCACCGGGUUAUAUAUUUUAUGCGCGCUUCUAUUCGCCUCGGGUUUCAUUGUGAGAGAGUUGGGGGCUUUCGAGUAUACGAACCUCGCCUAUUAUAUUGCUAGCCAAUGUCUCAUUUACUUUGCACCGCCGCUGUACGAACUCUGCAACUAUUACAUCCUCGGCCGCAUACUUUACUUCGUCCCCUAUUACUCUCCAAUCCAUCCUGGACGAGUACUGACGACCUUCGCCGCUAUUUCCAUGGUCGUUGAGGCACUGAACGGCAAUGGUAUUGCCUAUAUGGCCAAUAGGUCAUUACCGGAGGAACAACAGCGGACGGGCGAGGCGCUAAUGAAAGCCUCGUUGAUAUUGCAGCUCGUAGUUGUGUCGCUUUUCGUUGUGCUCGCCGGCGUAUUCCAAACGAGGUGCCGACGAAACGGCAUCAAUCACGUCAAAGUAAACCAAGCACUCCUAACUCUUUAUAUCAGCACAGCCAUCAUUAUGGUCAGAUGCAUAUAUAGAACAGUCGAGUACUUCGGUUCUACGAACGUCGACUUUUCGGACCCAAACUUUGACUUCUCGGCCUUAAGUCCGAUUGUUCGCUACGAGUGGUUCUUCUACGUGUUCGAAGCGACGCUUAUGUUAUGUAACAGCGUGUUGUUGAACGUCCGCCAUCCGCGCCGCUGGUUGCCAAAUUCCACCAAAGUCUACCUGGCUAAAGAUAACGUGACGGAAAUCAUGGGGCCAGGGUACAAGCAGGAGAGGAACUUUUUGGCCACCCUCCUCGAUCCUUUCGAUAUCUACGGCAUGAUCAAAGGCAGAGAUCAAGCAACGCGUUUUUGGGAUGACAAUGAACUCGAGGGGAGGAAGACUAAUGUUGAUCCAAUGCUAUCGACCGCCGAAAGACAGACUAACAAAGCUGUCUGAAAAUAGAAUGAUUUGAAUUUGGAGUUUCUGGAGCUUGGUGCAUUCCGAAGGCUUCUGCAUAUAUCCACAUGAUUAGUUUAGACGGCACAGUUAGUUGUGUCAAAGAAUAGCAACAAUAC